AUGGCUUCACUGUACCAGCGGUUCAGCGGGAAGAUCAACACCUCCCGCUCGUUCCCCGUUCCCCCCGAAGCGAGUCACCUCCUGGGCGCCCAGAGCAGCGAGGAGGACGGCGCUGCCGGCAAGACCCCGCGUCCAUUGCAACAGGAAGGCGGCCGGCCCCGCUUCCAGUACCAGUCGCGAAGUGACUGCGAGGAGGAGGAUGAGCUGGUGGGGAGUAAUCCUCCUCAAAGGAACUGGAAAGGAAUUGCAAUUGCCUUACUUGUUAUUCUCGUUAUCUGCUCGCUGAUUGUCACCUCUGUCAUACUCCUGACACCAGUGGAAGAUAACAGCUUGUCUCAGAAGAAGAAGAUAACAGUGGAAGAUCUCUUCAGUGAUGAUUUUAAGAUUCAUGACCCAGAGGCUAAAUGGAUAACUGAUAAUGAAUUCAUUUAUAGAAACCAGAAUGGCACAGUGAUUCUGAGGAAUGUCGAAACCAACAGUUCAACAAUAUUAAUAGAAAACAAAAAAAUUGUCUCCUUGAAGGCUAUCCGGUAUGAGGUGUCACCUGACAGGGAAUAUGCACUAUUUGCCUUUGAUGUUGAACCUGUGUAUCAGCAUUCAUAUACAGCAUAUUAUGUCCUCAGCAAAAUACCUCAUGGGGAUCCCCAGAAUUUGUAUCCCCCUGAGGUCAGCAAUGCAAAGCUUCAGUAUGCUGGUUGGGGUCCAAAAGGGCAACAGCUGAUAUUUAUCUUUGAGAAUAACAUCUAUUACUGUGCCCAUGUGGGGAAACAAGCCAUCCGAGUGGUCUCCACAGGAAAGGAAGGUGUUAUUUUCAAUGGGCUCAGCGACUGGCUGUAUGAAGAGGAGAUCUUGAAGACUCACAUUGCUCAUUGGUGGUCUCCUGAUGGUACCAGGCUGGCAUAUGCAACAAUUAAUGCCUCCAGAGUCCCCACCAUGGAGAUCCCAAUAUAUACAGGCAUCCUUUACCCUACUGUUAAAACUUACCAUUAUCCAAAGGCUGGAAUGGAAAAUCCAACUAUUUCUUUGCAUGUGAUUGGUCUGAAUGGACCCACUCAUGACCUGGAAAUGACUCCCCCAGAUGAUCAGAGAAUGAGGGACUACUACAUCACCAUGGUGAAAUGGGCCACCAGCACCAAGGUGGCAGUGAACUGGCUGAACAGGGCCCAGAACGUGUCCAUCCUGACGCUCUGCGACGCCACCACGGGGGUCUGCACCAAGAAACAUGAAGAUGAGAGCGAUGCCUGGCUGCACAGACAGAAUGAAGAGCCCGUUUUUUCCAGGGACGGUCGGAAGUUUUUCUUUGUCCGGGCCAUUCCCCAGGGAGGACGUGGGCAUUUCUACCACAUCGCCAUGUCAUCCUCACAGCCCAACAGUAGCAAUGAUGACUUACAGGCUAUUACAUCUGGAGACUGGGAUGUGACAAAGAUACUGGCAUAUGAUGAAAAGAGGCAGAAAAUUUAUUUCCACAGCACAGAAGAUUCACCAAGAAGGAGACAUUUAUACAGUGCAAGCACAAAUGGGAACUUCAACAGGAGGUGCCUGUCCUGUGAUCUGAUUGAAAACUGCACUUAUUUCAGUGCAACCUUCAGCCACAAUCUGGAAUACUUCCUGCUGACAUGUGAAGGUCCCCGUGUCCCGAUGGUGACUGUUCACAACACAACAGAUGCACAGAAAAUUUUUGAGCUGGAGGUAAAUGAAAAUGUGCAGCUGGCUGUAAAUGACAGGCAAAUGCCUAAGGUAGAAUACAUGGAAAUCAAGAUAGAUGAUUACAGAUUGCCAAUGCAGAUCUUAAAGCCAGCAACCUUUGCAGACACCGCUCACUACCCCUUGCUGUUGGUUGUAGAUGGCACCCCUGGCAGCCAGAUCGUCACGGAGAGGUUCGAGGUGACGUGGGAGAGCGUCAUGGUCAGCUCCCACAACGCCAUCGUGCUCAAGUUCGACGGCCGCGGCAGCGGCUUCCAGGGCGCCAAGCUACUGCACGAGGUCAAGAGGAGGCUGGGCCUUCUGGAAGAGAAGGAUCAGCUGGAAGCUGUCCGGACAAUGCUGCAGGAGCAUUUCAUUGAUAAAACGAGAGUCGGUGUGUUUGGCAAGGAUUAUGGUGGUUACCUCAGCACUUACAUGCUUCCAGCUGGUGAAGACAACCAGGUGUUCGCCUGUGGAGCUGCUCUUUCCCCAGUGACAGACUUCAGACUAUAUGCUUCAGCCUUUUCUGAAAGAUACUUGGGCUUGCACGGGGUUGAUAACAGAGCAUACGAGAUCAGCAAAUUAUCACACAGAGUCUCAUUACUAAAGGACCAGACAUUUUUGAUCAUUCAUGCUACUGCUGAUGAAAAAAUCCAUUUUCAGCAUACUACAGACCUUAUCACACACCUAAUUAGGGCAAAGGCUAAUUACAGCUUGCAGAUUUACCCUGAUCAAAGCCAUUACUUCAGCAAUGCAGCAUUUGAGCAGCACUUGUACCAGUCCAUUGUCAACUUCUUUGUGGAGUGUUUCCAGGUUCCAGACAAACUCCCACUGGCCCCACUGAAAGAGGAGGAGGAGGAUGAUUAA
Pyrgilauda ruficollis (rufous-necked snowfinch) is the source of this 2550-nucleotide messenger RNA. It is a transcript of the gene DPP6, whose product is annotated as dipeptidyl peptidase like 6. Gene Ontology annotation, biological process: proteolysis. NCBI's taxonomy places the organism in Eukaryota, Metazoa, Chordata, Aves, Passeriformes, Passeridae. Bases 1 to 2550 code for a protein of 849 amino acids. The record is from RefSeq and is a predicted model, not a curated record. The transcript is spliced from 26 exons. Gene Ontology annotation, molecular function: serine-type peptidase activity; dipeptidyl-peptidase activity.